AAUGUAUCGUGUGCUUUUGAAUGUGUCGGACGUUGUGAGCGCGCUCAAACACAAAAUAAAUUUUAAAUUAUAACGAAAAAUACAAACGAAAAUAUUAAAUUAAGUAUAAAAUAUUUAAGUUAUUACUGGAUAAGUUUUGAAGUUGCAAAAGUGAGUUAUUUUGCUUAAUUAAAUAAGCUAAACGGGAAAUUAACGGGAUUAAACGCAUUACACAUAUUUUUUGUUGUGAUCUUUGCUUGCCAAAAAAGGAAUUACGAAAGCUUUUACUUGCAAAAAAAUUUGAAGUCAGGAUUUCAAACCGGAUUAAAAUUAUUUAUAAAAAUUGAAAAUAAAAAUGAAACAAAUAAAUGAGAAAAUCGAUCCUUUAAUGCGCAUUCAAGAGGAAAUUAAGGAAGUUGUACGACGUGAAGAAGAACACCGACAACUUACUUCCACUAUGGGUGCACCUGUUUCUUUGGAUGAAUAUGACGAAAUCGAUGGCCAUGACAGCCAUAACAAUAACGAUACCGAAAGCAGUAAUAGUAUAUCAUUAACUCCAGAGCCAUUGGUCAGAGCCACUGCAGUUGUUACUUCAUUGGCAGUGCAAGAUGACGUACCAUCACUCGCUUCAAGCAUAAAUAGCAAAGAGAGUUUUGAUGGACAUCAUUCAGAUGAUUCAGGCAUAUCUGCCUCCUCAAGUCCGAACACAAACAAAAGCAGCAACAACAACAACAACGAAGUAUUCAAAAGUGUAAAUAAAGAGCAACGCUAUAUUGGUCCAAAUUGCUAUAAUAUGACACCAGAACCACCACAACAAAAACUAAUGACUCGUACAGUAUCCACACCACAUCUUGCUGUUACUAAGCCCAGACAAUUCGCUGUGAAUCCUGCACAUAAAGGCGUAAUGCAACGUUUCAUUGCUUCUCGUGGCAAAAUUCAACUCAACAACAAUGCUGCAGCUAAUAAAAUAUUUCUAAAUGGUAAAAGUGCUGCAGCUUUGAUGAAUUCUCCCAUCACAGCUACACCACCAAAUACACCGAUGAGUGCUGCUAUCAAUAUGCCAGCGGUCGUCCCAGAUUUCAGUGCACGCAAUCCAGCUUCUAUUGUCAUACCGACAGUCAGCAUGACUCCAACUGUAAUAGAGCGUGAUGCUGAAGGUAGACCCAUACGUCCUGGUUACGUAUCAGCCGAGGUUAAGAUUCAGCGUGAGUUAAAGGAUCUGAAGAAACGUGAGACCGAACUGAAGAAAAUUCGUAAAAUUCGACUAUCUACUCCAGAUUUACUGGACUCAAUAGAUAAUGAUAAUGUGGAAACCGACGAGGAAGAUGAGUUUGAAGUGGAACAUUGUUACGGCCCUAACAAAUUACGAUCAGCUAAGUCUAUUAGUGAACUGUGCGAGUUAUCACAUUUCAAUGGAAAUUUAUCACCAAGCACUACACCAAGUCCAGAUUUUGAUACUAAAUUGCAUUUUAGUCGAGGCAGUGGCAUGCGACCAGCCAUGUCAUUGGCGCAGCUAUGUGACUUGACUCCUGAAGAAGCACCGUCUUCACAUCGUCUAAUCGCACAAUGGGAAAACCUCAUACAGCAAAAUGCCUAAAUUUUAACUACUUCUACUACUGUUACUGCAAAGAUUCGAAGGGAGCUAAACGAGUGGAAGGUACCACAACAAUUUAGUUAUAUCACAGACCAAAUGUUAACUGCUGAAGAUGCAUGCUUCCUAUGCUAUAAAUAAAAGCAUGUCUAGUAUUAAUUUUAUAUCAAAUGCCUACUAUUUUCUUAAAAUUACUUUACAUUGAUUUUUUGUUAUAGUUUUUAAUUAAAUAAAAAAAAAACAUUACUUAUAACUUUAAGUAAAGGCAUUGCUAAAUAGCAAGCAAAAAAGUUAACUUAUUUAACUCAUGCUAGAAAUUUGAUUUUAAAAAAUAUCGCAUGCAACUUUUAUUUAGAAUUAUGCAUUGCUGCAUAUAGAAAAUUGUUUAAACAUUUCUGCAUGUUUUUGUUAGUAUUUUAUGAAUAAUUUAUCAACGAAUGAAAUUUAUAUUGUAAACUUUGCUUUUAAAAUAAAAUAUUUUUGCUAAAUUUUAUAUAAUCUGCAUUAUUUUAAAUAUAUCUACGUAUAUAUUAGUUAUAAAACUAUUGUAAAUAACUUCGGCUUCUGCUCUUAUACAACUAUGCAACUAUUCUUAUACAUACAUAUAUAAAUGUGAAUUAAAAAAAUAAAAUAUAAAAUUAUUUAU
Molecule: messenger RNA, 2216 nt
Organism: Teleopsis dalmanni
Lineage: Eukaryota; Metazoa; Arthropoda; Insecta; Diptera; Diopsidae
Gene: mdu
Exons: 4
Coding region: 335-1576 (413 amino acids)
Source: RefSeq, a predicted model, not a curated record